GCAGAAAAAAAAUAAUAAAAAAUUCCUGAAAAUGGCUAAACAAAUAAGCUGGUUUUCAGUAUUCUUCUCAAUUUAUUUGCCAUUUAUUUUAUUAUUGAUUCCCAAAUCAACUAAUGGUCAAAAUCCCUACGCUAUUUGCCCAAACACUACUAUUUUCGCAAACAAUAGCCAAUAUCAAGCCAAUCUCGACACCGUCUUCCGUUAUCUCUCCUCCAACGCCACCAACCCCAACGGCUACCAUCAAGCCGUUUCAGGUAACGGCAAUGCGGGUAGCGAGGCCGUCUACGGCCACUUCCUCUGUCGAGGGGAUUUGGACACUAUCUCGUGCCAAAAUUGUGUUACCACUGCCACCACUACUGGCCUCCCUAGGACGCUUUGUCCUAAUCGAAAAGUUGCUAUCAUAUGGUACGACGAUUGUUUGGUAAGGUACUCAAACCAGUCAUUUUUUGGUCGGAUGGAAACGGUCACAGGAAUUAUCUUAGUGAAUAUAAAUAAUGUAACUGGGAAUACAACCCGGUUCGAGGAAGUUAUGGGUAAUAUGAUGAACAACGUCAUUGCUGUACAAGCUCCCAAUGGAGGGCAACAAAAGAAGUUUGCGACCGACGUUGUGAAUUUUACGACGUUCCAAACCAUUUACGGGUUGGGUCAGUGUACCCCGGAUUUGAGCCCUAGUGAUUGUAAUACAUGCUUAAUGAGUGGUAUUGGGCACUUUGGCAUUGCUAUGGGUGCACAAAGUUUGCUGUCUAGCUGUGUUGUCCGGUACGAGAACUACCCUUUCUUUAACUUGUCGUCGGUGGUCCGACCACCUCAGCCACGGCCAUUAUCUCCACCACAGUCUCCUACCAGUAAUUCCGUCCGAUCUAACGGGAAAAGAAUCUCAGCGAAUGUGAUUAUUGCCAUAGUCAUUCCCAUAGUGGCUAUUAUUGUGGCACUACUUGUAAUUUGCAUUUAUUGCGCCAAAUACAAGAAAACUAAGAAAUAUGACACUGCUGAAACUGGUGAAGGUUUCACAACCGUCGAGUCCUUGCAAUUUGAUCUAGCAACACUUCAGUCUGCAACAAAUAAAUUUUCAAUUGAUGAUAAAUUGGGGGAAGGUGGAUUUGGCGGUGUCUAUAAGGGUACACUAUCAAACGGACAACAGAUAGCAGUGAAGAGAUUGUCUAUAAACUCUAGUCAAGGACUACAAGAAUUCAAAAAUGAAAUCUUAGUAGUAGCCAAACUACAACACAAAAAUUUGGUGAGGCUAUUGGGAUUUUGUUUCGAAGGGCAAGAAAAGUUACUGGUUUAUGAAUAUAUGACCAACAAGAGCCUUGCCAAUUUUCUUUACGACCCUGAAGGUCAAGGACUACUUGACUGGGCUACGCGCUACAAAAUUAUAGGAGGAAUAGCUCGAGGGAUGCUUUAUCUCCAUCACGAUUCUCAACUAAGAAUUAUACAUCGAGAUCUUAAGGCAAGCAAUGUCUUGUUAGAUGCCGAUAUUAAUGCCAAAAUUUCAGACUUUGGAAUGGCAAGAAUUUUCGCAGUGGAUCAAAGCCAAGACAAAACAAGUAGAGUUGUUGGAACAUAUGGCUACAUGGCGCCCGAAUAUGCAUUGCACGGACAAUUCUCUAAUAAAUCAGACGUUUAUAGUUUUGGAGUCUUGGUCUUGGAAAUUAUUAGUGGCAAAAGAAACAAUACAUUUUAUGAAUCAGGAAAAGCCGAGGACCUUCUAAGCUAUGCAUGGAAACAGUGGAGAGAUGGCAUGCCUUUGGAAUUCGUAGAUCCAACGAUAAGAGACUCGUGCUCAAUGGAUGAAGUUAUGAGAUGCAUACACAUUGGUUUGCUAUGUGUUCAAGAAAUUCCAGAUGAUAGACCUACUAUGGCAACCGCAGUCCUCACGUUAGACAGCUACUCGGUUACUCUUGAGGUUCCCGUAGCUCCGAUUUUCUUUACAAAGAGUAGAGUGUCAAAUAAGGAUUGUACAUCGUCUGAUCAGUCAUCGACCAAGUUAGCACGUUAAUUGGUAUAUGACGUCAAAAUCACCGAGCCAGAACCCGAGUAGUAAAAAUCAUUUUUUAUAUUACUCGGUAGUACUUUGUAUGUAAUUCAUUUUUUAUAAACUGAUCGGGUGAUACAAGGGAAGAGCUUGAGAACGUAUAUAUCUGAUAGGUACCAUUCUAAAACUAAUUGAUGAUAGGUGAAAUAUCCUACCAAUCUUAUAUGUUAGUCAAUCUCUCUAUAUUUUA
Spinacia oleracea (spinach) is the source of this 2225-nucleotide messenger RNA. RefSeq names its product cysteine-rich receptor-like protein kinase 10. Bases 32 to 1999 code for a protein of 655 amino acids. The record is from RefSeq and is a predicted model, not a curated record. Lineage: Eukaryota; Viridiplantae; Streptophyta; Magnoliopsida; Caryophyllales; Amaranthaceae. The transcript has 7 exons. Gene Ontology annotation, biological process: protein phosphorylation. Gene Ontology annotation, molecular function: ATP binding; protein serine/threonine kinase activity. Gene Ontology annotation, cellular component: plasma membrane.